CUGCGCUUGUCUUGUCCCUCAACUGGCCUCGACCUCGCCCUGACUAGCAAUGCCUCAAUCUCAACUCUGGCCCAGUCUUGUAAUACACCAUCGAUCACACAUAUUGAAUCUGGACGUCCUUCACAAUUCUCGAGUACAUGUCUCUUUCUGGCUGUAUCGUUAACUACCGCACCGUUGCCUGUCACGAACAAGAAAGCACCUACCCAUCGUCUGGGGAAGGACGUCCCCUUUAGCCAUCUCAAACCUCCAGAGGGUUUGUCACAAUGGACCCUUGACCAAGUACACCUGAAAUUUGACAUUACCUCGCCUUCGCAAUCUUCUGUGCCAGAAAACGAUGCCAUGCUAUUCGAGUGUUCAACAAUACUGGAAGACCAAGCCAACGUUAGUUCAUCUUCACUAGCUGGAACGAACAAUCUAGAAGGUGCCAUUGGCCUGAUUGAUGCAGCCCUCCGGCUCGCAUUGGCAAAUCUGACUCCAAAAGCACUCAUGAAUAUAAAGAUCACCGAGAGAUCAUCAUUCAAACAUCUCGAUGAAGUGUGUCCUGCCAUGUGGAACCCUGUUCUUCUACCCACCAUCAGUCACGCCCUCUCCAACUCUAUCUCACGACGAGCACGUUCGUUUUCACUAAAAGAAAAGCUCAAGGAGAUUUCCCGACAGGAAUGUCCUGUAAUGUCGAAUGGUCAACACACCGAACCAUUGACAACACAGAAAGCGGUCAGUAUCAGGCUUUGGCGUCUCAUGCAACGUCGUCUUCGUGACCCGUCUGCUGGGAAAAGACUCAAGUCGAUCCUGAUCAGUGAUGCACCAUUGUCAACAUCUGAACAGGAUGAAGACAUUGACAAUAGUCUGAGUUUCGAGCAUGGAAGUGAACAUUCCAUACUCCAACAGUCUGAGAAUUGCCUGGGGUUGGAUGAUGCAGACGAUGAAGAAGACUUGCUCGAAAUUGAGUACGAAAGUGAAUGCGAGAAUUUAUUCAGAUCUGCAGAUCUGGAACCGGAUGAAAGUCCAUCUGAUGAUGAGAUGCUCGAUUGUCUACACAAUGGACAGCACGACAACUACGACCAAGUCGUCGCUUCUGAUAUCGACGACGAAACGGCUUCGGUUUUUGAAGAUAUGCUUGAGCUA
This is a messenger RNA of Aureobasidium vineae, 1125 nucleotides long. Lineage: Eukaryota; Fungi; Ascomycota; Dothideomycetes; Dothideales; Saccotheciaceae. The record is from the annotation of a GenBank genome assembly.